AUGGGAAAGGGACCCUUGGAGCGACAGCUCCAUUUUGAUAAGAAGAAUCAAGAUCUUGUCAAGCUCCCAAAAUAUGCAAAGGUUGAGAAGCGACCCAUUCCUCAUGCGCCAGUUGCCUCUCCAUACGCCGGUGCCUCAGUGCCCAAGAUUGUCUACGUAUCCAGCGGCACGCCGUUCAUGAGUGCCGUGAAGCGCGUCCAGAAAUUACUCCGCCAGGCCGAGAAGCGCGCCACGGCCAAUAUCAGCCUCGAAGACGGCCGAAAGACGGAACAGCAGAAGCUUGCGGAGCUCGCCAAAGUUGCUGAAAAGCAGGAAGAGGUGUUUGUGAAAGCUACCGGACGUGCUAUCGAGAAGGCACUGAACGUGGGAAAGUGGUUCGAGGAGAAAGAGGCCGAGUACACCGUCCGCGUGAAGACCGGGAGUGUACUUGUUGUCGAUGAUGUGGUCGAGGAUGAAGAGAAGAAAGAGCGGGAGCUGCAGAAACAACAACGCCAGGGGGAAGCGCAACAAGACGGGCAGCGAGAUGACCAAAAGAGCUCCGAGGAGAUGACCGGUCUGCAACAUACUACCUCAAAAAGCGUCGCGAAGAAGAAAAAGAAGCGUCCGGCUUCUGCCAUAUCUGAAGACACCGAGCUUCCCGAGACCCGAACACGAUGGGUCAAGAUGGUUGAGGUGGCUGUUAGCCUCAAGUGA
Penicillium brasilianum is the source of this 693-nucleotide messenger RNA. The record is from the annotation of a GenBank genome assembly. Lineage: Eukaryota; Fungi; Ascomycota; Eurotiomycetes; Eurotiales; Aspergillaceae.